UUCUUCGAUACCUGCCCCCAACCUCCCUGCUCUCCCGUUAGUGUUAGUGGUGGGAUCAGACCGGAGUCCCAGCCGCUAACUCAGGCCCAGGGCCCAGGCCGGCUGAGCGCUCUGUGCUGGACGGAGAUGGCCUUGGUGCUGGUCGCUGCCUUUUGCCUUCUGAGCGGUGCCUACGCCCAGGAGUGGGGUGUGACACUCGCACCAGGGCCCCUUGCUGGAUGGGCCGGCUCCUGCGUGACCAUCCCCUGCUCCUUCACCUACCCCGCAGGGUGGACGGUCAGUGCCGUGAACUGGACACGGAACGGGAAUCAAACCGUGUAUCACUCGGACGAGGCUCGUUUCCACGCUGCCUUCAAGGGGCGCGUCCGCUACCUGGGGAACAAGCAGCACAACUGCUCCCUGCGGGUGGCGGGGCUGCGCCCCAGCGAUCAGGGCACCUACCGCUUCCGGUUCGAAGUAGUGGGCGAUAGCAGCAGCCGUAACGCAUGGACGGGUCAGCCAGGACAGUGGCUCAAUGUCUCCGGUAACCAGGACCCACCACCCCCACCCCUCCAGGUCUCUCUCUCUCUCACAUACACACACAUGCUCCAUUUCUGCCUUGCUCUGAAAUCCAAGUGCUUAGAGCUGGGAGCCAGGAGUAAAGCUGGGGGAGUGGUUAGAGGAGCGACCAGGACUCCUGGGUUCUCUCCCCAGCUCUAGGGGAAGGGGGGGAUAGUGGUUAGAGCAGGGGGGCUUGUGGGUCAGACUCCUGGGCUGUGUUGUCAGACCCACGUCCCCGUCACUCUGUCUAACCCUUGGCCUGUGCUGAAGAGCCGCUGAGACUGACCCUGCAGCCAGCGUAAUGCAGCAGGCGUGAGGGGCUCUCGGGGGGAGCCCGAUAGUGGGACUGGGACCCUGCAGGACCCCCCGGCAGAACAGCAGGAGCGGGUAAAAUGUGCUUUGUUGAGGGGGGGGUUCAGGUGGGCAAAAAAACAGGCUGUGGGAAUUGGCGGGAAAACACUAAAUCUCACAAAUGUACCAAGAGUCGCCUACUGGGGAAAUUGCUAAAUAUUUCGUUUGAGCUUCUCUUUCCUCUCCAUGUUUCUCUCCCUCGCUCCAAACCUGGGGAAAUGCACCGGCCCAAGGCAGGUCAGAGACCCGUUCUGUGAUAACAGGAGUUACAGUGUGUUUGUACCUGGCUCAAGCAAGAUUUGUUUGAUUCUUUUAGUGGUAAAAAUUGGGUCUGAAUUCCGUUGGUAUCGAUCCUGUCUUCACCCACCGGUUUCUGUCUGUCUGUCGGUCGGUUGGUUUUUAGCAGCGUGGGGGAAUCUGUCUCUCUUGCGGGAUUUGUGGGAUCGAAGGUUUUUAUAGCUGGGAGGGGGAUGAAAAUGCAAAAACCAAAGCCGGGCACUUGAAUAACAGGAACAGGACAGAAUUCAAAACAGUCCCGCUUAGGGCUCUAGUCUGAGGCCCGAUGUGUGGUGCCCCCACUGGCGGCUGCCCCCCUCCGGGCAGACCCAACGCUCCCCGUGUCUCAGGCCAAAUUUUGCUGCUCUCCCCCAUUGCCAGG
Molecule: messenger RNA, 1549 nt
Organism: Mauremys mutica (yellowpond turtle)
Lineage: Eukaryota; Metazoa; Chordata; Testudines; Geoemydidae
Product: sialoadhesin-like
Exons: 3
Coding region: 127-699 (190 amino acids)
Source: RefSeq, a predicted model, not a curated record